AACUUAAGAAACAUUUGAUUCAGGUGGGAAUAAGUUUCUCCACUUACUUAUUUUACAAAUAAUUCUUAAUUUGUUGUGUGCUGUUUCUUGGAGAUAAUAAAGUAAGAGAUGGUGAGAACACCUUGUCAUGACGAAAAAGGAAGGAAGAAGGGAACGUGGACACCUGAAGAAGAUAGGAAAUUAGCAGCAUAUAUUACUAAAUAUGGCUCCUGGAAUUGGCGCCAACUUCCUAAGUAUGCUGGACUAGCAAGGUGUGGAAAAAGCUGCAGACUUCGAUGGAUGAAUUACUUAAGGCCAAAUGUUAAAAGAGGGAACUACACCAAAGAAGAAGAUGAAAUUAUCUUGAACCUUCAUGCUCAACUUGGAAAUAAGUGGUCGGCGAUUGCUGUUCACUUGCCAGGAAGAUCAGACAAUGAGAUAAAGAAUCAUUGGCACACAGCCCUUAAGAAGCGCGCUAAUUAUGCGUCAACCUCAAGUGAUGUGUCAAGCAAGAAAUCUAAUAAGAAGAAGAAUAGUGGAAGUAAUACUAGAAGAACAAGUACUAGUGUGGAAAAUAAAAAUGCAAGUUCUAGUAUGAGUAUUGUUGCUUCACAUGAAAAUAUAGUACUGGAAAGUUCAGACUGGUCACCAAAGGAGUCAUCAAGUGAAGAAUUUUCCUCUUACAAUACCACUGAUUAUCAAGAGCAACAUAAAAUUUUUCAAGAAGCAUUGGAGGAUAUUACUAGUGGAAGCUUUUGGACAGAACCAUUUGUAGUGGAAAGUUUCAAUACUACUAGAAUUGAUUUUCUAGCUCCUUCAAGUGACUGUGAACUUAUGUGUCCACCUUCACCUUUUAUAGGUCAAGAAUUUCUUUCCUCCUUUGACUUUGAUCAUUAUAAUUGGUAAACAAAACUAGAAGGAGAAAGAAAAUCAUAUAAAGAAGUUGAUUUAUCUCAUACCAUCAUCUCUCUCUUAUAUUACUUGAUCGUUUGCCUAUGAUCUGCCGAAUGUUGGAGAUGAUGACAUAGAAUGUAAUGUGAUCUAAGAUGUUUUAAUAUCUUACAUUCUGUGUAAACUUGACAUCUCAUGAUUCCAUGUAAAACAACAAAAAUGAAUUCUAUGGAGAUGAGGGCAGAAGUCUAUUAUCUGACUGUUUUUUCUA
Molecule: messenger RNA, 1141 nt
Organism: Capsicum annuum
Lineage: Eukaryota; Viridiplantae; Streptophyta; Magnoliopsida; Solanales; Solanaceae
Product: transcription factor MYB4
Exons: 3
Coding region: 109-885 (258 amino acids)
Source: RefSeq, a predicted model, not a curated record